AUGUCCAAUAGAAGCCAGCACUAUGGGUUCCAGUCGGCCACCAUGGUGCAGCCUGCAUAUGGUGGUCACUCCUACGUGUUUGGAAACAAUGGCUCAGAGAAUGACUUGUCAGAGGAGGACGGAGAAAGCUUUGAGCUACGGUCACGUGGAAGAGAAAGGCUAAGAAGAAGCAUUUCCAAGGAGAAAUUGGACGACAUUAUCUACCUUCCUAGAGAUAUCCAGGAGGGGGACACCCUGAACAGCAUCGCCCUGCAGUACCAUUGCUCGGUGGCCGAUAUUAAGCGUUCAAACAACCUCCUAACAGAACAGGAUUUCUUUGCUCUGCGUUCUAUUAAGAUUCCUGUGAGGCGCUUCAGUGUUCUAACGGAGACUCAUAACACUGGCCCUGCCACAUCUGCUUCCCCCACAGGGGCUAGACGUGUCCCCCAGAUCUCCCUCGUUACAUCCCUCCCUUUGGAGUCCUCCACAGACUCUUCUUCUUCUUCCACGGACAGUGUGGAAGGAUUUCUCCUGGAGAAGGAUAAGGACAUUGAGCAGCUGGUGAAGUCCACAGGGCCGUCUCGGAGCAGCCUCAGCGAGGUCGUGUCCUCUCUAACUCUACAGCAGCAGCCACUGCUGGAAGGAGUAGAGUACAAACCAGUUCAAAGAAAGGACCCAUACUAUGGAGCUGACUGGGGCAUGAGAUGGUGGACCGCCGUGGCCAUCAUGCUGGUUGUUGGCAUUGUGACACCUGUGUUCUACCUUUUGUACUAUGAGGUUCUUGUGAAGUCUGACGUCAGUCAUCACAGCGUUCCUCCACCCACACUUAACGGCCUGCAUCAUGAACAGUUCAAUGGUAAAAAUAUGGACCACUCUGCAGAACACAAUGCGUGGGCUGGUCUUGGAGAGGAGGUCAAUGGAAAUCAUCAGAAACCUGGUGUGGACAACGCUGCAGCUGAUGCUAACGCACAGUUUAGGGACACGUAGCAGAGCGUUGGAUUUCAUGUUACUAACCAGAAUCUGAAUAAAAAUCCAUGGAUGUUCCUAUUUUCAAGUUGUCUUAAUAAAACAAUGUAAUCUGUUUAGCGGUGACCUGGUGGGACUAUUCAUCUAAACAUAGGAGAGGUAAAGCUGCUAUUCUUCACUAAUUCCAUCGAUAUGAAUUUUAACAAAGCAUUGAAGGGCUGCAAGAAAAUACUGGACCUUCAAAUCAAAGCAUUAUUUUGUACAGUUGUUGGUCUGUGCAACAUAAUUAGGGUGAUGUUUUUGCCAUUUUCCUCAUUUUUAAAAUAUUUUUAAUGAACAGGUGAAAACACCUAAUAUUUGGCAUUCUGUGUCUAUAUGGCAUAAAAAAUAUAUAUUUAGUAUAUUUGCUCAAAAGCAUUAUGGUCCAAAUAUGUUUGCUACACUAGAGUUGGGAAUGGAGUAUUACGGUUUGUACAGCCAUAAUUGCUUCCACUGUUUGAUUAGAAUUAAUUUAUUGAAAGGAUGAGCAUUAGUUUUUCCUAAUACUUUCAGUAUUGAGUUGCUAGUUGUUUUGAAAUUCCUGUGAAAUAUCUAGAAUCUUAGCUUUAGUUUGCAUUUGAGAAAACCUUAGUUUUUCUUUUGAGAGCAUGUUAAGAACAUGGGAAAUGCACAGUAUUCCCAUACAGACUCCUAACUGUAAUGAUGUGAACUUUAAGACUUUGUUAUAUAGCCUUUUAUUUGAUCAGUGUUCACUUGAUACGUGCCUUUUAACCGGUGGAAAUGAGCUACAGGCAGAAAAAUAAAUAUAUUUUCAAUACAUUA
This is a messenger RNA of Nothobranchius furzeri (turquoise killifish), 1767 nucleotides long. It is a transcript of the gene lysmd3, whose product is annotated as LysM, putative peptidoglycan-binding, domain containing 3. Gene Ontology annotation, biological process: Golgi organization. NCBI's taxonomy places the organism in Eukaryota, Metazoa, Chordata, Actinopteri, Cyprinodontiformes, Nothobranchiidae. The record is from RefSeq and is a predicted model, not a curated record. Gene Ontology annotation, cellular component: Golgi apparatus.